AUGAAGGAAAAAGCCAUUGGAAGUAUUACUCUGAUGAGUUUCUCAUUGUAUAAUGCUGCUAUAAAAUACUUGUAUUGUUGGAUCCAUAAGAAUAAGGCUGAGGAUAUUAGAAAAAUCAAGGAUUCUUAUGAGGAAGUGUUUAAAAUAGCCUGUACAAGAAAUCGAAUUUUUCCUUUUGAUGUGUUUAAGGAAAAUAAUGAUAUUCUUAAUUUGGAAAUACUUAAAGAUUUGUAUGAUAUGAGUAUAGAGUUUAGUAAUAUGGAAAAUCAUGAUUCAUGUAAUUGUGAUGGAGACAAAUACCAUUGUGCUAAAAAGAGCAAUGAUAUAUAUAAUCGGCUUAGGAAUUGUGACAUACGUUUACCCAAUAUAUUAUCAUAUGCUCAUAUAAAAAUAUUAGUAGUUUCUACAUCAAUUCCUAUUGUUAUAAUAUUAUUAAUAUCGUUUUUUCAUUUUUUAUAUAUGAGGUUAAUAAUAUGUAAGUUUAUACUACAGAAUAAUUGUUAA
Messenger RNA from Plasmodium gonderi, 504 nucleotides. Its product is annotated as variable surface protein. The transcript is spliced from 3 exons. Bases 1 to 504 code for a protein of 167 amino acids. NCBI's taxonomy places the organism in Eukaryota, Apicomplexa, Aconoidasida, Haemosporida, Plasmodiidae. The record is from RefSeq and is a predicted model, not a curated record.